AUGUUCUCUGUUCUUUUCAUUUUCCUAUUUAUCGGCCGACAUGUGUACGCUACAGGGGAGAUGCCUCGAUGUGGCCGUUUCCCACCGCUAGAGCGUUCAUCUGCGGUUCCAUACGAAGACGCGUCCAUGGAUUUACAAAGCUACAACGAAGGCUUUGAGGACAUAAAUCGUGCAGAAUAUUACCGCAAAUGGCGUGGCUCGUCUGCAUCUUCGUCAGGGCGACCACCAUUCGAGUAUCGAAGGCCUUGUCAAAAUAAAAUAGACGAGGAUCCAAAACACGCCGCAGACACAAGACAAGACUUCGUGACAGUAGCUGGGAUCCCUGUCCACGAUGCUUACGGGGAUGGCAGGAGGGGAUACUAUCACGAAGUAAAUCAUCACGGGAGACUCCCCGGCAACGCCCCGGCCAAUCUUGUAGAAACAACCCCCCAAGACACCUCUAUCGCGAUCAACACCGGAUCAGCUGUUGAACAACUACCCAAAAUUAGGUGCUUCACUCUUGGCAACGUGUUGUGUUUGGGCGGAAUUUCGAUAGUAGCAGCAGCUGUCAUCGCAGGCAUUGUGCUCUUCAUCCUUUACCUCAUUCAACGCGAAAAUCACACUCACUCAUAUUCUGGAAGGAUACCACGUUAUUCUUCACCCCCUAUUAGACCUCGUUUUGGAUGA
This is a messenger RNA of Puccinia triticina, 666 nucleotides long. RefSeq lists its product as uncharacterized. Lineage: Eukaryota; Fungi; Basidiomycota; Pucciniomycetes; Pucciniales; Pucciniaceae. The transcript is spliced from 3 exons. The record is from RefSeq and is a predicted model, not a curated record. Bases 1 to 666 code for a protein of 221 amino acids.